AUGAACGCCCCUCUCGGUGGAAUCUGGUUCUGGCUCCCUCUGGUCUUGACCUGGCUCACCCCCGAGGUCAGCUCUUCAUGGUGGUACAUGAGAGCUACAGGUGGCUCCUCCAGGGUGAUGUGUGACAAUGUGCCAGGCUUGGUGAGCCGCCAGCGCCAGCUGUGCCACCGACACCCAGACGUGAUGCGAGCCAUUGGCCUGGGCGUGGCCGAGUGGACCACAGAGUGCCAGCACCAGUUCCGCCAGCACCGCUGGAACUGCAAUACUCUAGACAGGGAUCACAGCCUCUUUGGCAGGGUCCUUCUCAGAAGUAGUCGGGAAUCUGCCUUUGUUUAUGCCAUCUCCUCAGCUGGAGUCGUAUUCGCCAUCACCAGGGCCUGUAGCCAAGGAGAAUUAAAAUCCUGUUCCUGUGAUCCAAAGAAGAAGGGAACCGCCAAGGACAGCAAGGGCACUUUCGAUUGGGGUGGCUGCAGUGAUAACAUUGACUAUGGGAUCAAAUUUGCCCGAGCAUUUGUGGAUGCCAAGGAGAGGAAAGGAAAGGAUGCCAGAGCCCUGAUGAAUCUUCACAACAACAGAGCUGGCAGGAAGGCUGUAAAGCGGUUCUUGAAACAAGAGUGCAAGUGUCAUGGUGUGAGUGGCUCAUGUACUCUGAGGACAUGCUGGCUGGCCAUGGCUGACUUCAGAAAAACGGGCGACUAUCUCUGGAGGAAGUACAAUGGGGCCAUCCAGGUGGUCAUGAACCAGGACGGCACUGGUUUCACUGUGGCUAACAAGAGGUUUAAGAAGCCAACGAAAAAUGACCUCGUGUAUUUUGAGAAUUCUCCAGACUACUGUAUCAGGGACCGAGAGGCAGGCUCCCUAGGUACAGCAGGCCGUGUGUGCAACCUGACUUCCCGAGGCAUGGACAGCUGUGAAGUCAUGUGCUGUGGGAGAGGCUACGACACCUCCCGCAUCACCCGGAUGACCAAGUGUGAGUGUAAGUUCCACUGGUGCUGCGCUGUGCGCUGUCAGGACUGCCUGGAGGCCCUGGAUGUGCACACGUGCAAGGCCCCCAAGAGCGCCGACUGGGCGACCCCUACAUGA
Messenger RNA from Cynocephalus volans (Philippine flying lemur), 1083 nucleotides. It is a transcript of the gene WNT2, whose product is annotated as Wnt family member 2. Bases 1 to 1083 code for a protein of 360 amino acids. Gene Ontology annotation, molecular function: frizzled binding; cytokine activity. The transcript is spliced from 5 exons. Gene Ontology annotation, biological process: canonical Wnt signaling pathway; cell fate commitment; neuron differentiation. Gene Ontology annotation, cellular component: extracellular region. NCBI's taxonomy places the organism in Eukaryota, Metazoa, Chordata, Mammalia, Dermoptera, Cynocephalidae. The record is from RefSeq and is a predicted model, not a curated record.